Aureobasidium namibiae CBS 147.97 is the source of this 1221-nucleotide messenger RNA. RefSeq names its product TPR repeat protein-like protein. Lineage: Eukaryota; Fungi; Ascomycota; Dothideomycetes; Dothideales; Saccotheciaceae. Gene Ontology annotation, molecular function: Hsp90 protein binding. The record is from RefSeq and is a predicted model, not a curated record. Gene Ontology annotation, biological process: protein folding. Bases 1 to 1221 code for a protein of 406 amino acids. The transcript has a single exon.
AUGGAAGCAGCAGCCAAACACUUCCCAGCCAAAAAGGAUGCAGCACCAACCUCAAACGACCCAUCUCAACCAGGCGCUCAACUGCCCCCCGGCAUGGAAACAGCCAGACAGUACACAGCAGACGAAAUGUGGCAGAUGCUCAACAAGUCCCCGCUCUUCAUGACCGAGCUGGACGAGACGGGCGAAGACGGCGGUGAAAACGUAGCCCUCGAAGCAAUCAAAGCCCUCGCCUACGAGGGCACCCGCGCCGAAAACGCCGCCUCCUUCCGCGAACAAGGAAACGAAAACGCCCGUCUUAAGCGUUGGAAGGACGCCCGUGAAUUCUACGAUCGCGCUCUGGGCGCUCUGAAACUGCCCCAGAAGCGUGCAGAUGCGGUCGAAGGCGACGAAGACGUCGAGCACGACUUGGUCGAACUGGACCCAGAGGAAGAAGCACGCAAAGAAAAAGAACACGAAGAGGCAUCACUGGUCAACCGCGCCCUCUGCAACCUCGAAUUGAAAAACUACGGCUCAUGCAACCGCGACUGUGCGGCUGCUCUCAAACUCAACCCUCUGAACGUAAAAGCAUACUACCGCAGCGGCAUGGCAAACUUCCACCUCGACAAACUACCCGCAGCAAGCUGGUCUUGCGACUUGGGUCUCAAAACCGACCCGACCAACAAAUCCCUGCUUAUCCUGCAAGAAAAGAUCGCAAAACGCAGAGCACAGAUCGAGAAAGCCGAACGCGAACAGCACGAACGAGAAGAAAAAGCCCGCAAAGAAAAAGAAACAUUGGCACUGGCAUUGAAAGGCCGCAACAUCGCAACGAGAUCCACAACGACGGCACCACCUCAACUUGAAGACGCAGCCGUGCAACUCGAAGACCCGACGGAUGCAGCAUCGACUCUGAGUUUCCCUUGCUUACUCCUCUACCCUCUGCACAACCAAACGGAUUUCAUCAAGUCCUUUGCCGAAGACGAAUCAGUAGGCCAACAUCUCGAGUACAUUUUCCCAUUGCCUUGGGACGAAGACGAGCAAUACCUACCCGAAAACGUCGAAUGCUACAUCGAGACCACAACAGGAGGUCUGGUAAAAGCAGGCAAGAAGAUGGCAUUACUCAGGAUAUUGAACACCGGCAAAGUGGAAAUCGUGGAUUCUCUGCUCAGGAUCAAUGUUGUGCCAAAGAACAGAGCACAGGAAUGGGUGGACAACUUCAAGAAGAUCAAAGCUGCCGCUAAAUAG